GGCAGUACGUAUCCGCGAGAUAGACUUCCCGAGCGACCGGUCGGCCUCGAUCUCAGAUGAUUCGCCGGAGGUAGUGGUGGUGUGCGCGAGCACCCACUGUCAGCAAGGGUUAAGCGCAAAGUUUGCGGGAGGGUUGACCGAACCUUCGGUGAUCCCGUGUGUGUGUGUGUGUGUGUGUGUGGGGUGUGUGAGAGAAGAGGAGAAGAAGUGUCGAAAGGAAAGAGAUAGAGCGUGUAUGCGUGUGUAAAAGUGCACCGACGACGUGAACUUGCCCCUCUCGUGGAGCGGAAGCGAUUCUCCUGGAGGUGGCUCCGAGGAUCUCGCUGGCAAAUUUGGUGACAGGAUAUAUUCUCGCGGUGGCGCACCGCCGUCGACGUCGUCGUUGUCUGUCAUCGUCCGCGGGGACAGCGCGGAGGCGUUUUCAUGGCGCGAGGCGACGCGACGGGGAUCGUGCGCGCCUCACCGGAAUACCAGACGACGACAACCGCACGAGCGACGUGAGAGGGUCGCGCGCUAGGGUGCACGGCGACCCCGGGGGCUCUCGUCGCCGCACACAGGAGCAUCGGCCGAGGGAAUAACACAACGGUGGCAGCGGCGGCGGCGCGUACCCCACACACGCAGCCGAGUGCGUCACCGCCCAUAUGUGAUGUGUCCCGCGCGCGUGCGAGCGAAUGAGUAAUCAUGUAUUGUCAGGACAAGGGCUCGACCGCCUCCAAGAGCAAAGAGGGGCCUGUGACAAUGCGGGAAAAGAAAGGUGGUGCUCUCAGUAGAGUGCAAAAAUUAAAAAAACGCCUUAGUCACAGCUUUGGACGGCUUUCUAUAUCAAAAGAAGAGGCUGAUGAUGUAGCAACGAGAGGUCAAUUGCCAUAUAAUGGUUAUUCUGAGGAGUUCCUAGACCGUUUGGAGCCAAAUGGCAAUAUACCUGCAGACAAAGAUCGUCGUUAUGAAUGGACAGGUGUGGGCGACCAUGAGAGAGUGCAUCGACAGCUUUCGGUUUCUAGCGAUUCGAAGCUUCUCGAUGAAGAUAUACGAGAGGAAGCUAGGGUAAUUCUGCGGCCCCGACGUCCACCGCGGCCCAAAUCUGAAGUUUUCCUUGGUCCAGAACCUAGAAGAACUAAAAGAUUCUCCGCUUUUGGGGGAGACUCACCAUUCGGUAAAUCCGAAGCUUACAUAAAACUGGAGCAGUUGGGCGAGGGAUCAUAUGCCACAGUGUUCAAAGGCUACAGCCAUCUCACUAAUCAAGUGGUGGCUCUUAAAGAAAUUAGACUGCAAGAGGAAGAAGGAGCUCCGUUUACUGCCAUUCGCGAGGCAAGUCUCCUCAAAGAGUUAAAACAUAGCAAUAUCGUGACUUUACACGAUAUCAUUCAUACUCGUGAGACGCUCACCUUUGUGUUUGAAUACGUUCAUACCGAUCUAUCGCAAUAUAUGGAGAGGUAUUUCGGAAACGGAGGAUUGGAUCCACGUAACGUUAAAUUGUUUCUUUUUCAAUUGUUGAGAGGACUGGCAUAUUGUCACCGCAGGAGGGUUCUGCACAGAGAUGUUAAGCCACAGAAUUUAUUAAUCAGCGAAAUAGGAGAACUUAAAUUGGCAGACUUUGGGCUAGCAAGGGCCAAAUCCGUGCCAUCGCAUACAUACUCACACGAAGUCGUGACCUUAUGGUACAGACCGCCCGAUGUUCUUUUAGGUUCCACAGAAUAUUCCACCUCGCUCGACAUGUGGGGAGUAGGUUGCAUAUUUGUGGAAAUGUUAACCGGCGAACCGACAUUCCCAGGUGUACGCUGUACGUACGACCAACUCGAUAAGAUAUUUAAAGUGCUGGGCACACCUACCGAGGAGACUUGGCCAGGUGUCACGCAUCUACCCGGGUAUAAAGCGCAUAGACUGAUAUUUUAUCCGCCGCGGAAACUGGGACUCUCGUUUCCUCGGCUUUACGAUAUCGCCGAGGGCGAUAGUAUGGCGUCGUCGCUCCUGCAGCUGAAUCCCGAUCAACGGAUAGGUGCGGAAGAAGCGUUACAUCAUCCAUAUUUUGCCUCUCUUCCUAGGAAAUUAUAUGAAUUACCUGAUGAAGUGUCGAUAUUCAGCGUUGAAGGUUGUCACUUGUAUACAAACUCGAGGCACGGGUGCGCGGAUUCGCGUCACACGACUCUUAAGACUUGAGGUUAAAGCAAACGUUAAAUGAGUAAAUUAUAAGUAAAUUCGCAAUUUACACGUUGAGUGAAAUAUUCAUUCUCAUGAGAUUCAUAUGUGUGUGGAUACACACACAUGUAUACACACAUACACACACAUACAUACACACACACACACAUACAUACAUACACACACACACACACACACACACACACACAGACAUAACAGAUACACAGGCGCACAUGCACUAUUCCCAGAUGCGUUGUUCGCUCUCUCUCAGGGCUGCUCCAUGAUUUCCGCCACUAUUCUUUUCACACAAAUGCAAUAAUAAUAUUCUUUUCUCCUUCUUUUUUAAGAAUAUACGUAUCGAGUAAAUUAAUUAUUAACGAAGAUAAAUCGUAAUUCUGGUCAAGGAAACAAGAAAGUAAAGCUUAUGGCUACAAGUUAAAAAAAAAAAAGAUUAUAAGAAUUUGCGCACGCUCGAUUUAGGAAGCAAAAGCACGCACGACCCAUCCUCGCACUUCGUCCAAAUACUAGAUUUAGAUCGAUACCAAUCAAAAAGAAA
Molecule: messenger RNA, 2692 nt
Organism: Cyphomyrmex costatus
Lineage: Eukaryota; Metazoa; Arthropoda; Insecta; Hymenoptera; Formicidae
Gene: Eip63E
Product: cyclin dependent kinase Eip63E
Exons: 7
Coding region: 682-2157 (491 amino acids)
Biological process (GO): protein phosphorylation
Cellular component (GO): cytoplasm; nucleus
Molecular function (GO): ATP binding; cyclin-dependent protein serine/threonine kinase activity
Source: RefSeq, a predicted model, not a curated record